This is a messenger RNA of Sinocyclocheilus anshuiensis, 1518 nucleotides long. Its product is annotated as arrestin red cell-like. NCBI's taxonomy places the organism in Eukaryota, Metazoa, Chordata, Actinopteri, Cypriniformes, Cyprinidae. Gene Ontology annotation, cellular component: cytoplasm. Gene Ontology annotation, biological process: signal transduction; G protein-coupled receptor internalization; positive regulation of ERK1 and ERK2 cascade. Gene Ontology annotation, molecular function: angiotensin receptor binding. The transcript is spliced from 13 exons. Bases 1 to 903 code for a protein of 300 amino acids. The record is from RefSeq and is a predicted model, not a curated record.
AUGUCCGUUUCAGUAAUACCGCAAAACUUGCCAUGCUCUGUUACUCUGCAGCCUGGGCCUGAGGACACAGGAAAGGCCUGUGGUGUGGAUUUUGAGAUCAGGGCUUUCUGUGCCAAAACGAUGGAAGAGAAGAACCACAAAAGGAAUUCAGUGCGACUAGUGAUACGCAAAGUCCAGUAUGCUCCUGAGAAACCCGGCCCACAGCCGAUGGUGGAGACGACGAGGAGUUUCCUCAUGUCAGACCGGUCUUUACACCUAGAGGCUUCACUAGAUAAAGAGCUGUAUUACCAUGGGGAACCCAUCAGUGUUAACGUCCAUGUCACCAAUAACUCAACCAAGACUGUCAAAAGGGUUAAAAUAUCAGUACGACAGUAUGCUGAUAUCUGUCUCUUCAGUACAGCACAGUACAAAUGUCCAGUGGCUCAGAUAGAGGCAGAUGAUCAGGUGGCAUCCAGCUCUACGUUUUGUAAAGUGUACACACUCACACCCACUCUCAACAACAAUCGAGAGAAGAGAGGACUGGCGCUGGACGGAAAACUCAAACAUGAGGACACCAACCUGGCGUCCAGUACUAUUGUGAAGGAUGUGAGUAAUAAGGAAGUUCUGGGUGUCCUGGUGUCAUAUCGGGUCAAAAUCAAGCUGGUGGUCUCCCGUGGAGGGCUUUUAAGCAGCUUGCUGGAGAGGGACGUCUCGGUGGAACUGCCUUUUGUUUUAAUGCAACCAAAACCCACAGAUUCCACCCUUUUACAUUCAACCUCAGCUGCUCCAAUGUUGGAUCCACCAAUUGACACCAACUUGAUAGAGUUCGACACAAAGAGUUUAACCCCAGAUGACGACAUUGUAUUUGAGGACUUUGCUCGCUUGCGGUUAAAAGGAAUAAUCGACAAGGAAGAGGACUGCUGAAUUUAUCAUCUCGUUCAUCAAGAGCAGAAGCGCUUCUCAUCAAAUUGUGCAUCUCAUCUCCUAAAGGGCGUAACAAUGAAACGAUUCUCAGCUCAUUACAAAAGAAGCAGUAUUGGGAUAUUUGACUGAAAACUGGAGAAAAGUCAAACUUAUUAACAUACAUAUGAAAAGCUAAUGAAGGAAGGGAUUCCAGGGAAUUUUGUACAUUUUUGCAUAGGCAUGUGAAAAGUAUAUCUCUCAUAUUGUGCCAGCUCUUGUUAUGAACGGCAAGCCAGUUUGUAAAGAUGGUGAAAUUUGCUCAAUAUUUAUUACUUUACAGAGACGGUCAUGUGAUCUAUGUACAGUAUGGACAGAUGGAUGGUUUCAUUGAUGGGCUGUGCAUGUUUCUCAGUGCUGCUGUGAGGAUCAUAUGUGAUUGAGCACAUACUGUUUUAACUGCAGGAUGUAAAUAUAUGAAAUGCUGCUUUUAAUUUGUUGGACUGCUGCAUUGUUUUUUUUUUUUUUAAAGUAAAUGUAUAGAGAUUUAACAUCCCUCAGGAGAAAGGAAAGUAGUUGUGUUAUUACAAUUUUCAUACCUACAGGAUUCACUGUUUGCCAUCUUAUUUUUAUUUUAAA